Messenger RNA from Chenopodium quinoa (quinoa), 522 nucleotides. Its product is annotated as putative cysteine-rich repeat secretory protein 21. Lineage: Eukaryota; Viridiplantae; Streptophyta; Magnoliopsida; Caryophyllales; Amaranthaceae. The transcript has a single exon. Bases 1 to 522 code for a protein of 173 amino acids. The record is from RefSeq and is a predicted model, not a curated record.
AUGUCGGAUUUAAAGACUGACAAUUCGGAUUGUAUUGGAUUUGGCCGUUUUCUUUGGUGCAUGGUACAUUACUCAAAUAGCUCAAAAUUUUCGGGGUAUCAAGAGGGGCUUGUGUUUAGCUAUAAUUCGAUUGGGAAAAAUGUGUCCAACUAUGAGCAAUACAAUGAGACGUUGUCUAACACGAUGCAAGGACUCGUUACAGAAGCUAGCUAUGGUAAUUGGACUAAGGCUAAUUUCUCGACUAGGGCUGUUGAGGUAACGGGGUCUCAUGAGAAAAUCUUUGCACUAGUUCAAUGCGCGGCUGAUUUAUCUCCGGUAAAUUGCAGUAAAUGCUUAGGAGAAUUGUAUUCUUAUAUUCCAGAUUGUUGCAAUGGUUCUCAAGGUGGAGUUCUUGUUCAUGCUAAUUGUUUGAUGAAGUACAAUAAUCAGCCUUUCUUUGGCUUGGCUAGUCAUAGUUUUAUGCCAAGUUAUAUUCAUGUGAUAUUUCUCUUGUUAUUUACUAUGCACCUCACAAUUAUGUGA